Molecule: messenger RNA, 8705 nt
Organism: Hippoglossus stenolepis (Pacific halibut)
Lineage: Eukaryota; Metazoa; Chordata; Actinopteri; Pleuronectiformes; Pleuronectidae
Gene: map2k7
Product: mitogen-activated protein kinase kinase 7
Exons: 12
Coding region: 93-1412 (439 amino acids)
Biological process (GO): protein phosphorylation
Molecular function (GO): protein kinase activity; ATP binding
Source: RefSeq, a predicted model, not a curated record
UGCCUGCCACAGGGAGAGAGAGGGGGAGUAGAGAGAGAGAGAGGGGGGAGUAGAGACUCUGCUGGGAACUACAUGGUGCUCAAUUUUUCAAGAUGUCGUCGCUGGAGCAGAGGCUGUCGCGAAUCGAGGAGAAGCUCAAGCUGGAGAAUGAAGAAGCUCGCCGGAGGAUCGACCUGAACAUCGACAUGAGCCCGCAGCGGUCACGUCCCAGGCCCAUCAUCGUGAUCCAGCUCAGUCCUGCUCCAGCCCCUUCCCAGCGUGCAGCGCUCCAGCUGCCACUGGCCAACGACGGAGGCAGCCGGUCAUCGUCUUCAGAGAGCUCGCCUCAGCACCACCCCUACCCCAGCCGCCCGCGACACAUGCUCACCCUGCCCACACCCCCGUACGGCCUACAGAAGAGUCUAGAGAAUGCAGAGAUUAAUCAGAAACUGCAGGAGAUCAUGAAACAGACUGGUUAUCUGAAGAUUGACGGUCAGCGGUAUCCAGCCGAGGUGACAGACCUGAUUAGUGAGGGGGAGAUCGGCAGUGGGACCUGCGGACAGGUUUUCAAAGUACGAUUCAAGAAGACGGGCCAUGUCAUCGCUGUCAAACAAAUGCGUCGUACAGGAAACAGAGAUGAGAACAAGAGGAUUCUGAUGGACCUGGACGUGGUGCUGAAAAGUCACGACUGCCCUUAUAUCAUCCAAUGCUACGGCGCCAUAGUUACCAACACGGAUGUUUUCAUUGCCAUGGAGCUAAUGGGAACAUGUGCGGAGAAGCUGAAGAAGAGAAUCCAGGGCCCCAUCCCAGAGCGAAUUCUAGGAAAGAUGACAGUUGCAAUAGUAAAAGCGUUACAGUACCUAAAAGAGAAACACGGUGUCAUUCACCGGGACGUCAAACCCUCCAACAUCCUGCUGGAUGAUAAAGGUCAGAUCAAACUUUGUGAUUUCGGCAUCAGUGGACGCCUCGUCGACUCCAAGGCCAAGACCCGCAGUGCUGGCUGUGCCGCCUACAUGGCGCCAGAGAGAAUAGACCCUCCAGAUCCAACCAAACCUGACUAUGACAUCCGAGCAGAUGUGUGGAGUCUUGGCAUCUCUCUGGUGGAGCUGGCUACAGGACAGUUUCCCUACAAGAACUGCAAGACAGACUUCGAGGUUCUGACCAAAGUGCUGCAGGAAGAUCCUCCUCUGCUGCCUCUCGGCAUGGGCUUCUCCCUCGACUUCCAGGCCUUCGUCAAAGACUGCCUCACAAAGGAUCACAGAAAAAGGCCAAAAUAUCACCAGCUGCUGGAGCUGAGUUUCAUCCAGCGUUACGAGGUGCUGGAGGUGGACGUGGCUGGUUGGUUUCAGACGGUGAUGGAGUGCACCGAGUCGCCUCGCAGCAGCCAGUGUUACAGCCAUCAACACCAGCUCCACUCGCUCUUCAGUAGGUAGCCUAGCCCGACGUUAGCUUAGCCAUACGCUAGUCUAGCCUAGCUUUAGCUUUGCCAAGCCCAGACUCAAGUCUGUCCUAGUCUAGUCCAGCGUCAUCAGCUAAGCCUAGCGUUAGACCCAGCCCACCAGUCCAUCUGUCCACCGGAGAGCCUGGAGAAGAGGAGGAAGCAACGGAGGACUCUGGAUGGACAGAUGGACAAAGAGAUGGAAUGAAGGAUGGAUAGACGACACAGGUGGUUCUCUUUGUAACGACAUCAUAUCUGGACAGGCAGACACGGGGAGGAGGGAGCAGAAAAGGGCCCGACACUGUAGUUAGCUUCUUUUAUGUACCCACUGUUACGUCUCGUUACACUAUGUCUCUCACACACACACACACUUAAAUGCAAACAUGUGUGUGUCUUUUAUGUGUUUAUACAUUUCCUACACUUGUCAUUAGUCUGUCACCUACACGUCUGUCUCCAGCAUUGAUCCAAGCCAUUGGAUUAGUAAACAGCGUAGUCUCUACACACUGGAACAAAGCAUCUGCUACAUUAGCACUCACGGGUCACUCUUGUACAUAAACGUUAAGGAGGACACCGCAGUGCAAUUAUGGCUCUUCAGGUGUUUCUACUAUCACACACUCUCAGGCUGUAUCUGUGUGUGUUUGUGUCUGUGAGUGAGCAUUUCCAUGUAUGUGUGUGUGCGUGUGUGAGAGAUAUCCUGACACAGUCACUGGUUGUUUUUAUAAGAUUAUAUUUGCUAGUCAUUUAUUCAUCUUCACACUACAGCCCUAACACAUUCACCUGUAGGCUCAUUUUUAACACAUAACAAUAGUAAUUCUUAUUAACUGUGCUAUGAAAGAUGUUUAGAAUCAUCAUCAUUGUAUUUAGCUGCAUAAUUGGAAAAAACACAACGAAAAAGACUCACAAAAAAAUUAGUGUUGCAUUCCAGUUUUGCUUUGUGUUCGUUUGUGAGUUAGAAGAACUUAAAGAGAUAUGGAGGGAUAUUUAAAAGAGAGAAGAGGAUGUGGAGAGGGUAGAGUCCAACUCUUUUUAGAAGUGCUGGAGAAAAAAAUGAGGGUGGGAGAUGUACGCUCGUCGAUUACCAUUUGAAGGAAUGAAUAUUUGUUACUGGUGCAAGAAAGUAGAGAGAGGUUGGAGGUAGUGUAGAAGUGCAUUUUGAUUGAGAAGGCAUUCGGACAAGAGCGUAUCUUGUACAAAGGAUCUAAAUGGAGCAGAUCUUAUAACCUGUGGAGUAUUUCUUGACUUCACUCCCUGUUUGUCUACCUCUUCCUCUUUGUCCACCUCUCUGCCUGCCUCUGCUGUUUAGAGUAUUGUACUGCUCCACAGUGUUUUCAGACCAAAGGCUGCGCGUAGCUUGUUGCUGGUGGAGGCCGAGAGAUUUAGACCUGACAUUAUGCAACCUCACAGACACAGUCUGAGACAGAAUAUUUUGGUGUUUUUUGCAGAGCAGGGGAUUCAGUUAACCGGCCCAGGUUAAGAAUUGAUUGUUAAACACCACCAAUUUAUCAUGGGUUUUUUUGUUUUAUCCUUUCCCUGAGUUUCUUGUGUGUGUCAGUCUCUCACUGUAGGCCUAUGGUUUGUUUUCCCUCUCUUUUUCUUAGUGUUGGAAAAUAGUUAAAAAUGUAAAGUUCUACAGAUUCUCAGGGUCAUAAUUGUUUGUUUGUUGUUUCUCCCCCUGGACAAACGAUCAGAAAUCCAAUCAGUUAUUUUGUGUAAACUUGCUCAUUAACAAACAAGAUAACCAACAAACAAAUGGACUGGGUGGAGGUAAUUGUUAUCAAAAUAAUUUCAGUUUUCUGUUGAUCACCUAAACUGAUUGAUCAAGCUAUGGAUACAUACCUACUAUUAGCUGAGAUUUACAGCUCUCAGAUUUAGCAUAGUGUACUUGACUCUGGCAUGGACACUGAAUCUGAAGAAUUGAACUGAACUGGUUAACGUAACUUCAGAGCACUGGUUUACAGAGACUGACUGACUAGAGUCCUACUGCCUCCCCUGGUACAGGGCCAUAGCCAAAGCCUGCUAAAUGUGCAGACUCCAACCUCCUACCCCCCCAUCAUGCACCAAACCAAAUCACUGCCACACACAGAGACCUGAGGAGCGCCGUUGAUCGAGACAGGAAACUGUAAAGUGACAGAGAGAGGAUGAGAGAUGCAGGAAUGUUGUCAAGAUGGCAGAAGAGAUGAGUGGAAAUGAAAGGACAGGAAAACGAGCGGAGAGGACAGAGUGAGGUGAGAAGGAAGAUGGGGAGUAUUACGAAAGUGGAAAGGGAUGUUAAAGAAAAGUCUGAAACAGGCUGGAGUUGGAAGACAGGAAGUAAGAGUUUGAAAAUGGAGACAGGAAACGGGGAAGGAAAACAUCAGGCUGAGUUUCACAGGGCGGCUGAGCUCUGAGGCCAGCUGGAUUUUGUAAAAAGCUUUCAUUGUGUUACACCAACCUACCAAUUUUGAUGCUAGUGAGUAAGUUACCUUCUUGUGUUUAUGAUGUUCUGUUGAAACAAUUUUAUUUAUUACAUUGCUACUGCUGCUAUGUUUUAUUGCUUUAGACGCUGCUGUCACCUCUUUUCCCCAAAGCAUAAAUACUUUAUAAAUUUUUCUUUCAAGCCAAAUAAAUGAAAUAAUGCAAAGUCUACACGUGUUACCAAAUACUGAAGAGCAAGUGUGAAGAGGGCAAGUGAGAGGUUGUGAGAUGGAUUAGAAGAGAAAGUGCUGGGAGGUUAGCUUCACAAGACAAACUAACACACACAUUAUAAACACACACCUCACCUCAGAUGUAGCUUUGUGUGUCAUGGUAGUAGUUGAUUGUCUGUAUCCCAUCGUCACGCUACAUGUCUGUACAGUGUAGAUAUGAUUAGAGGGGAUGUCUGUCUGUCCGGAUGCUCUGUCAAGUCCAUCCAUCCCUCUGUCUGUCCACAGGUCGCCUGCAAGCUUGACAACCUUGACAGUUCACACCAAAGGUGUCCACAACUCAACAAAAAUACGAAAGCGUUGUUGUUAUUGUUAUGACUAUUGUUAUUGACAUUAUAAUUGAUUACUCUCAGCUAUGAUUAUAUAUAUGAAAUCUCUCUAUAGCUAGUGGGAGAGGGGGGGGUGGGGGUGCUGUAGUAUAGCAGUACUGUGUGUGUGUGUGUGUGUGUGUGUGUGUCUGUGUGUCUGUGUCAUAUACUGUACAGGGGGAGACUGGAGCGCUAACACACGCCAAGGGCCAAGCAAUAAAAGCAGCCAACUCAUCUCUCUGCUCAGUGAGUGAUACUAGCCACUGACCUGUGUCAGGAAGUAAGACUAGACUAGCACCCGGGCCACACUGGAUGCGUGAGCGACACGUGCACGUCACAGAGCAUCUUGCUUUGUUAUCAGGUUAGAGCAACCUCGUUGCCGGCGUGAGACGCACCCGAGACACGCUGCUCUUCUAGAGAGUCAGUCUUCUCUAUUGUCUCCACAUACCAUGCACGGUUCACAGCAAAAUGAUCUUUUCACCACAGUUUCAAUGUUUAUGUCACAAACAAUAAUAUUUGCAACACUUCCUGUGCCUGUUGAAAAGGAAAGCACUCAAGCAUAUGACUGAAUCAAUUCAUCUGAUUUAACAAGGUUUUUAUUGUUAGUGCAGGACUGGAGGAUGCACAGCCUCAAACCGUAGUGUCCUGGCAUUUAGUUGUGUGUGUAUAUAGCCAAAUACAGAAACAUACCAGAAACCUCAUGUAGCAGCUUCACAGCGAACACGCUCCCAGUGCCGCCCGGAUGUUAGGCUAGCUCUCUUUUAGGAGUGCUCAGCUACAAGCCAAUCAAAUGUUAUAGAAUCAGAAAAAAACUACUAUACGAUAUCAUCACACUCUUUUUAGAGAGCAACUCUGGCAAUUCAAUAUUUUCUGUCCCUAAAAGACAGAUUCUUUUUUACAAUGGCCCCAUUUGAAGCUUUACAGGCAGAGACACUUUGACUGUAAGUCCCUAAGAUGGGUCAAGCUCCAAAAUCACUUGAUCCUACAUUUCCCAGAUAUAUCUCUGAUGAUUGGGCAGUCUGUUAACCUGUUAAAGUUAACCUGCUCCGAUAGCGCUCUCUGUUACCACGGAGAUUUACCCCUAAAAACCACACAUAGCUCAUGCAGCUUCGUGAUACAGGCCCCUGAGCAGAUGGGACAGAGAGUUGGCGCAACUCCGUUAGCUCAGCCUUUGACUGGUUUAAUCUGGAGGCCAGGCUGUGACCCUGGACCUGAUCUAAAGCCACGGUUUACCUUCAGCAGUGAUCGGGGCUGCUCUGCUCUCUUAAACUCUCCAUCUAACAGGGGCUGACAGUGACAGCUCACUGCUCAGCCUCCUCUAAUUCAAACUGUUAUAUAAAUCUGGAUCUGGUGCUUAGCAUCCAUCAGCUGUGCUGCGCUGGCAGCACGGCCUGAGGUUGUAUCAUUGGUGCAAUUUUAACUCUAAUCAUGCUAAGAGACGGUGCAACCCACUCUCACUGUAGUGUUCACUGUUCAGUCUCUGUCUGUGUGUCUCGGCUAAAGUGUCCUGACACAAAGAUGGACCCAGUCUCCCACUGUUGAGGUUCUCUGUUAUUAAGCUGAUGUUGUAUUUUAUUAACACACGCACACGCUCACUCGACUUUGCUGCUAGCGUGCGUUUCCAUCCAAACACCUGACUGGGCGAUGGUGCCACGCUACACCUCUGUAAAACCAAUCAACCCAGAUGUGCCUGUGACACAUCUAUGUGACUUGUGUGAGGAAACAAAUUGAUAACCAGUCUACACACAUACACCAAAUGUACAAAGUCAACCCAUUCUACACAGCAAUGCUGGCUACUGCCAACAGUGGCUUGUUGUGUAUAUUAGCUUGCUGUGUGGCCAGCGGUGUAUAAAAACAGCUAGUUCAUAGUGUGUACCUGCGCUGUGCCUUGGCACAGAACGAGAAUGUGUGUGUGUGUGAGAGUGUGCGUGUGUUGUCACCACAUCUGUAAGUAAACCAAAUAUCAUUUUCACUAUGCAGUCAUUCAAACCAUGUCAGCUUGCCUGGAUGGGGGAAAAAAGCCUCCUGUACAUACACAGAUAAACCGCAAUUAGCGAAGCCGUGUUUUGGUUUUGUUGCCCCCACCGCCCACAGCUAGCUCACAGAGAAAUGCCAGAGCGAGAGAUAUGUUUUGAAUGAACUGACAAAUACUUAAGGAUUGUACUGGGGUCGGGGAGGGAUGUGGGUUAGACUGGGGUUUGUAGUUUUUUGGGAGAUACAGAUCAAUGCUGUAAAGUAUAUCGAUUGCAUGUUAUUGUCAUGCUGUAACUGCUAUUUUGUUGUUGUUUUGUUUUGGUCGGUUGGGGCGGGGAUGCACAAAACUUUAUCCUUAUUUAUGAUUUUUACACAUAUAGUCUGUGUUUGUAGUUUUUUGCAAAAAUGUCGACUUCAUUGUGUUCUUAGGAAAAGACACACUUUUUUGCCUUUUUUUUCCUGUCAAAUUUUGCUAUAUUUGUUUUCACUUUGGACCCGUUACUAGAUGACGAAGAGGAGGAGCUGUAUCUUUAUUAGCAGACAGUGUUUGUUUGAAAAAUGUCCUUUUUCCCCUCAUUCAUGUGCCGUGUGUCUUUCUUUUCAUUUAGCAGUGUGAGCAAGCGGAGAGCGUGUGUGUGAUGUUUAUUCGUUUACCAAAAGUCUUUAUUGAUGGUGAUUAUUAUUAUUAUUAGCUUUUCAUUUUGUUUGUUGUUAUGUAGAUUUUUUUGUUUUAUGAUUACUAUUAUAACUGUUUUUAUUAUUAUAAUUUUUUAUUAUUAUUAUUAUUCAGGGCAAAGAUGACACCAAAUUGAAAAAAGAAAUUAAUGGGUGAUCCCAGACAGAGCUGAGAGCGUCUAAAGGUUUCUUUCACUGGCGGGGUGGCAUCACCAUUUUCUCACUUUACGCUGUUUUUCCACCGAAUUUAAACCGCCACGUAAAGAUAACCUCUGAACUGAAAGUCUAAUAGUAUUUUUUUAUUUUUUUUAUAUAAUUAUUAUUAUUAUAUAUUGUUUUCCUUUUGAUCAGAUAUCAUGAUCAAUUUAUUUCUUGUUACCCCGGUUAGGGUCAUAAAUCGUGUGCUGUUAUUUUAUGCUUUCCCCCUCCGUUCAUCCCUGCCCACUGCUUUUUGGAUUUUAUUUUGAGAAUUAUUAUUUUCUAUUCUUUCUGGUUUGUCUGAUGCUGUAGUAUUGAGCUGAUUGGUCUAAUACCAGAGCUUUUUUAUUUCCUUAAUGCUGAGACUGUCGUGACUGAUGUUGCACUUGUGAUGGGUUUGAUUUUGUUAUUUUCAUUUUUGUUUUGUGUUGCAGAUUUGGGGGAUUGUUGUGCAGAGAGGAGAAUAUCGGGUGUUUUCCUUAUUGACUUAGUCACAGCAGUUAUUUUAUCAAUCAUAUAGAUCUGUGGCACAGAACAAGAAAAUGAUUCAACAGUGUAUUUUUCUCACUGAUAUUUAUUUAUUGGUCAUUUGUAUGUUGUUUUUUGUUUGUUUGUUUGGUUGGUUUUUUAUGUGUAUUGCUUUUUUUAAGUGGGGGGCAAACAAGACUCACGGUAGAGGAGUGGUCUCUCUGGUUGACAUUUUACCAUUGUGUACAGAGAAGCAAAAUGUAAUCAAAGUCAUCACACUAACAUAUUUUCUAUAGAGUAACAGGUGAGAAUAGAAACCUGCUUCACAUUAAGAUGCACCGUUUCCAUUAUCACCCUCUGAGAUGGUCUGACACAAAGCGCUGAUGGUUUCAAACCACAGCGCGGUGUGUUUGAACUCUGUAUUGUUUGAAACUUUGAUGGUUUUUAAUCAGUAAUGAAUGAAUACCGGCUACAAAGCAGACUAUAUUUAUUUCUUUUAUUUUUUUUAAAAGGUUUAAUGUAUUUGAGCUGAUGAUAACUACUACGAUAGUGGACUGAUUGGCUUGUUAUUAACCUGCACUCCCUCUGUUAGCGAUGUGGGGCUCACCUGCUCUGACGUGUCAUUGAGGUUUGUUGCUUGGUUAUUUUAACAUGUCGUUCUCCGUCUAGAUUGCAUGAAUUUGCUAGUUAGCGGUGUGGGGGGGGGGGUCGACUUCAUUCACCGCUGUUGCAGUCCAAAAGGCUUCUCGUGCGUACGUCACCUCAGAUAUAUUGUCUCAACGGUUGUAUCAGUCCACACAGCUUUACUGCCCGUUUCUUUUAUGAAUUUUGUUUGAUUGUUUUGUUUUUGGCUGUAUUUUAUUUCCCCCCCCAGUGUCAUUUCAAACAGAAUAAAUGCCAUUAUAUUGUGAAUACCUCAGGAUUUUUUGGAGAAUAAAAACAACAAAACACUUAAAAAUAAAGUAAAUAAAAACUCAUAAAAAA